Messenger RNA from Penicillium verhagenii, 2166 nucleotides. RefSeq names its product putative mucin family signaling protein Msb2. The transcript has a single exon. Lineage: Eukaryota; Fungi; Ascomycota; Eurotiomycetes; Eurotiales; Aspergillaceae. Gene Ontology annotation, molecular function: osmosensor activity. Gene Ontology annotation, cellular component: site of polarized growth; cell surface; extracellular region. Gene Ontology annotation, biological process: establishment of cell polarity; signal transduction involved in filamentous growth; fungal-type cell wall organization. The record is from RefSeq and is a predicted model, not a curated record. The coding region runs from base 1 to 2166 and encodes 721 amino acids.
AUGCGUGGUAACGCUUUGUCCAUUUUCGCCGCCUUGUCCCUCGGGGGCUUCCAGCUGGUGGCUGCGCAGCGAGCUAUUCAAGAUGACGAUGCGACGCACGUGGAACGACCGCGCUACUAUUUUCCUCAGAAUAUCAAGCGUACCGUUCGGAACAACACCUACACCGACACCGACACCAACCCUCUCGGCUCUUUGGUAGACGACCUUACCGGAGCUACCCCGACUACCUCCUCUGCUGCUGCUUCAUCAACCGGAGAGGAAGUUGUUGUGGUCAUUUCCAUUGACGCCGAAGGACACCGUCACACCAUUACCACCGAGACCCGGGCAAACGCUGCUUCAACCACCAAGGCCACUACAACCACCGCUGCGGACGACACCACCGACACGACAACAACUGGAACUGACACUACCGCGGCGGAUAGUACUACUGCGGCAACCACCUCGAAGAGCUCCACCCCCGUUUCCACCACGGCCAGCUCGACAGCUACCGCUUCCUCAAGCAACAUUAUCAGUGACGUUGAAAGCGAUGUCUCGGACCUCCUGAGCGGCAGCACCACCACCGCCGCUUCCAACGGAACUUCUGCGACCACCGCUACGGCCAACACGACUUCCGCCACUGCUUCCAUUGCUGCUUUGUCUUCUCCCUCUGCUUCCACUUCUGGUUCUGUUUCCGCUUCUGCAACCGCCUCUUCCACUGACGACAUUCUUGGUUGGUUGUUGGGAACGGACUCGGCCACUGCUAGCUCAACGGCUCUGAACAGCACUGCUACGGCCACUAACACUACUGGUUUGGCUACCAUCCCUGUUAGCGUUCCCGUGACUUCUAGCCCUACUGCUACUGGUGAUGCUCUCACCAGCCUUCUCAACUCCGUUUCGGCCAUCUUGAACAGCACCGAAUCUACCACCAGUGGAAUUGGCGCAAUCCCUACCCCCCAGGCUAGUCUGAACCCCUUCAAGUCGGGAACCGCCAGCGCUACUCCCGUUGGUACUGGCAGCGGCAGCGGCACAACUAGUGGUAGCACUAGCACCGGUACUUCUACCAGCUCUAUUGGUAUCAUUCCUGUUCCCCACUCCCCUAGUGCCGGUUCUGGAACUGGCUCUGGCAAGGCCACCGGAUCUGGUGUCAUUCCCACUCCCACUGGAAGCCAGACCGUCAAAGUGACCCCUACUUCCACUGCUUCCCCGACACCUAUCCCCGUGGUCGAGACCACCACUUCCUCUCACGCUGAGUCUACCACCAGCACCAGCACUAGUCACACCGAGAAGCCCGCUGAGACCACCUCCUCCGACAACACCAGCGACUGGAUGCCCUCUAGCAUUCUGAUCCAGCCUUCCACCACGGAGAGUGCUAUUAGCACUAGCACUGCCACCACCACCGCUGCUGCCGCCGCCCUUCCUGACUCGAUUACUCCUUCCAACAGUGUCACGCAGGCUCCUUCUGACUCCAUUAUGCUUCAGCUCGGUUUCGACGGAAGCCUUCCCUGGUCCUUCGUUGCUACUACCCCUCUGUCUUCGUCUCAGAUCUUCGAGUACAUCCCUCAGGCUCUUGAGCACGCCCUGCCCUACUGGGGUAGCAAGGCCGCGAUGUACGCCCUCGAGCCUUACUACAACUGGCAGAAGACUGGAUACAACGCUACCAUUGCCAUCUUCUACUUCCCUCGUGAAGGUUACACUAAGCUGCUUUCCCAGAAGAACAACCCGAACUCUCUCCUUUACACCGAGGAGCAAAGCGCCACCACCAAGGCCCUGAUGACCAUGAUUGACUCUUCUAUUCCUCUGGAAUUCACCGGUAACUGGCCUAGUGAUGACGGCGAGUCUUCUUCUGGUUCCGAUGGUGGCGAUGGCAGCAGCAGCAGUGGCAGCAGCGGUAGUAACGACGGCAGCGAUUCCUCCUCUGAUGGUACCUCUAGCAGCAGCAAGGGCAGCGCCAGCUCCGCCGGUAUCGCCGUUGGUGCUGUUGCUGGUGCCGCCGCCUACGGUGCCGCUAUGUUCUGGGUUGCUCGCCGUUACCGCCAGCGCAAGCAACUGCACCAGCGCUCUAGCUCUGUUGACGCGGGUAGCCAAGGUUCCUCCGUCGUCGGUGCUGGUAACCGCGUGUCCGGUAGCCAGCGCUCCCAGAUGAUCAGUGCCCCCGUUAUGGCUGAAAACUCUCUGGGCUGGAACUAG